AUGCGGCUGAUUGAAGCCCUCCAAAGGCUGCGUGAUGGCAAGCUCAUCUACGGCAAAGAUACUGGACAGGCAGAGUUGCUUCAGGGCAUGUGCGCCAAGUACAAGUGGCCGAUGGAUUGGGGAGACCCAGCGAAAUCCGUCCCCAUUCCCUGCGAGAUGGUCCACAUGGGUGUCGGCCCGUCGUGCGAGCUCCAUGCGUUGAGCCGUUUCUAUCGGUCGUGGAAGUGGUCCAUGGCCAUGUACCUCCCGCUGAGCAUGGCGCUCCUCGUACGGGGGCCCAUCAACAAGAAGAGCCUCGUACGGGCUCUGCUCUCCGCGUCGCGGUCGUCGGCAUUCUUAGGGACAUACAUUACCUUGUUUUAUUAUGGCGUGUGCCUCGCGAGGACCCGACUUGGGCCUCACAUCAUUGGCAAGGACCGGGACGCGAGACAGACGAUCGACGCGGGAUUCUGCGUCGGUACGGGAUGCUGUAUCUGCGGCUGGAGCGUUCUCGUCGAGACGCAAAGCCGUCAGAAGGACAUGGCUCUCUUCGUUGCCCCCCGAGCCAUGGCUACGCUGCUGCCACGCCGGUAUGGCAUGGACAAGCAGUGGAGAGAGACGGUUGUGUUCGCUGCUAGCACGGCGAUAGUAUUUACCUGCAUCUUGGAGAACCCAAAGCGUGUAAGAGGUGUUCUUGGUAGUGUACUUGGAUUGGUGUUGCGAAACUAG
Molecule: messenger RNA, 708 nt
Organism: Colletotrichum chrysophilum
Lineage: Eukaryota; Fungi; Ascomycota; Sordariomycetes; Glomerellales; Glomerellaceae
Exons: 1
Coding region: 1-708 (235 amino acids)
Source: RefSeq, a predicted model, not a curated record